AUGCACGAGAUGAUUGCCGUGCAACACGACGAGGAGCACGCUCCCGACAGACCCCAACGGCAAGAAAGCCUCAUCUCCAACAGUAGCGUGACCAUCGACAUCCCAUCGGUAGAGCAGCCCAAGACAGGAGAUGAACGCCCUCCAUCCGGUCGGACCGUUUCGGAGGACAGGGACGCUGAAGAUGAUAGCCACCUGAAAGGAGGGAUGGAAAUCUAUUGGGAAGAUAUCCGAUAUGGCGUGUCUGUUGGAAGCGGAAAGACGAAAGGGACGAAGGAAAUUCUAAAGGGGGAUACGGGCCGCGCGAAGCCUGGAGAGCUCAUUGCAAUCAUGGGCGGAUCUGGAGGGGGCAAAACAACUUUGCUCAACAUGCUGGCAGGCCGUGUCCCUGUCGGUAAACCGACGGGCAUCAUCUUGGCGAAUGGAAAGAUCCGCGAGAAACGCAAAUGGAAGCGGACGGUCGGUUACGUUGAGCAAGAGGAUCUGAUGUACGAGAACCUGACGGUGCGAGAGACAUUAAUGGUCGCCGCGAUGCUCCGACUGUCGUCCCGAAAAUACAAAAAGGAGGAGAAAAUCCAACGCGUGGAGAAGAUCAUGGAAGAUUUGGGCAUUUCGCAUAUCGCGGACUCCCGGAUUGGGAACUCAACUAGGGGAGGGAUCUCGGGUGGGGAGAAGAAGCGUGUAUCCAUCGGGAUCGAGCUCGUGACAGAUCCGGCCGUUCUUUUCUGCGACGAGCCGACAACGGGUCUGGACGCGGCAACGGCGAACCACAUCUGCGAUAUGCUCAAACGCCUGGCCAGGAAGACUGCCAAGACCAUCAUUAUCACGAUCCACAUGCCUCGCGAGACGAUUUUGGACAUGAUCGACAAGGUCGCGCUGAUGUCUAAAGGACGGAUGGUGUGGUUUGGACCCGCAUCAGAUGCCUUGGAGCACUUCGAGUCGCUCGGCCAUAAAUGCCCAGAAAGGACGAACCCUGCUGAUUUCUUCCUCGACCUCAUCCAAGUCGAUCAGCGCGACGAGGAGUCGAAAAAGACGGUUGAGAAGCUGGUUGAGGAGUGGAAGAAAGUGGAGAAGAAACACAUCCCCCCCAUCAAGGACAAUGAGCGGGACAAGGCUGAAGAUCAGCAGAACGCUCAAAAGAGCAAACAAGGGCGCCAAGAGUUGUCCAAGAAAUGGGACGAUGGAGAAGAUCAAUUCGGAGCGAGUUGGUUCACUGAAUUUACGGUGCUUCUGGAACGGAAUUUCAAGCAAAUCCUGCGAGACAAGACGAUUCUCGUUUCCAGCCUGGCGCAACAAAUCCUCAUCUUGCUGAUGAUCGGAUUGGUCUUCCUGCGGUUGAAGAAAGACCAAGCCGGGGUCCAGAAUCGCAUCGGUGUUUUGUUCUUCAUCUGUAUCAAUCAAACAUUCUCCUUCUUGAUGCCCAUCAUCACUGUUUGGCCGCUUGAGCGACGCAUCAUUCUUCGCGAGCGAGCGAGUGGAACGUACAGGACUACCUCUGUGUAUCUCGCCAAGGCCGUCUCCCAAAUGCCCACCGCGUUCGUGUUUUCGCUGGUCUUUGCAAUCCCUGUGUAUUGGAUCGUGGGGCUGCAUGCAAAUGGAAUCCGAUAUGUUCUUUUCCUGGUCAUCACUGAGUGCCUCGUGUUCGCUGCCCAAUCGCUUGGAAUGCUCAUCGGAUCAUCUGUACCCAACGUGCAAAUGGCCCAAAUCUUUGGACCGUUGGUCGUGGUCACGUUCGUGGUUUUCGGAGGAAACUUCGCAAAUCAGGACUCUAUCACGCCCGUCUUGCGCUGGAUCCAAUGGAUAUCUCCCAUUCGUUAUGCAUAUGGAGCCUUCAUGCAAAACGAGUUCAACGGACUCCAGUUCGAGUGCGGAAGCUCUUCAGGUGGAGCAGGAGGGGGCCGCUCAUGCUCCCCGGAAGGGGAGAGUGCCGUCAGUGGCAUAGGAUUGGACAAACCAGGAGUUGGCAUUUGCAUUUUGCUUGUGAUUUGCCUUGGGGUUGUCUUCCAACUCGCCGCAUCACUUAUGCUGCGUCGCACCACGGCUCUCAGGACCAUCAUCAUUUAA
Fimicolochytrium jonesii is the source of this 2061-nucleotide messenger RNA. RefSeq names its product ABC-2 type transporter-domain-containing protein. Gene Ontology annotation, molecular function: ATP binding; ATP hydrolysis activity; ABC-type transporter activity. The transcript is spliced from 12 exons. Gene Ontology annotation, cellular component: membrane. Bases 1 to 2061 code for a protein of 686 amino acids. The record is from RefSeq and is a predicted model, not a curated record. Lineage: Eukaryota; Fungi; Chytridiomycota; Chytridiomycetes; Spizellomycetales; Powellomycetaceae.